Molecule: messenger RNA, 2857 nt
Organism: Ailuropoda melanoleuca (giant panda)
Lineage: Eukaryota; Metazoa; Chordata; Mammalia; Carnivora; Ursidae
Gene: CACFD1
Product: calcium channel flower domain containing 1
Exons: 5
Coding region: 84-602 (172 amino acids)
Biological process (GO): vesicle-mediated transport
Cellular component (GO): membrane
Source: RefSeq, a predicted model, not a curated record
UCCCACAAGGCAGCGCGCCGGGCCGACGCGGCCGGCUUCGGAGCCCUUUGUGAGGGCGGCAGGCUACGCCAGACGGCGGCACCAUGAGCGGCUCGGGCGGGGCGGCGGCGGCGGCCGUCAGUUCCGCGCCGCCCGCGCAGGACGAGGGCAUGACGUGGUGGUACCGCUGGCUGUGUCGCCUGUCGGGGGUGCUGGGGGCCAUCUCUUGCGCCAUCUCUGGCCUCUUCAACUGCAUCACCAUCCACCCUCUGAACAUCGCGGCUGGCGUGUGGAUGAUCAUGAACGCCUUCAUCCUGCUGCUCUGCGAGGCGCCCUUCUGCUGCCAGUUCAUUGACUUUGCGAACACCGUGGCGGAGAAGGUGGACCGCCUGCGCUCCUGGCAGAAAGCCGUCUUCUACUGCGGGAUGGCCAUCAUUCCCAUCGUCAUCAGCCUGACCCUGACCACGCUGCUGGGCAACGCCAUCGCGUUCGCCACCGGGGUGCUGUACGGACUCUCUGCUCUGGGCAAAAAGGGCGACGCGAUCUCCUAUGCUAGGAUCCAGCAGCAGAAGCAGCAGGCGGAUGAGGAGAAACUCACGGACACCCUGGAGGGGGAGCUGUGAUGCGAGCUCCCUGCUCGCCCCGCUGGUUCUGUGUGGGCACGUCCUGCAGGGAUUAGGCCUGGAGCAUUGACCCUGAAGGACAGCCUGGAAGAGGAGCCUUUGCCUGGCUCCCAGCAACCCCUCUACACCUGUCCCUACACCUGGAGCCCUCUUCUGUCUUCUUUCUCUAGCUUGGUGUCUCCUGGCCCUGGGCCUCGGCCAGCAGCAAAGAGACCUGCAGUGACAGCGGGCAGCCUCUGUGGUGACCCAGGCCGCAGGGCUGGAAGCAGAGCACAGCCUGCAGGACCUAUGCACAGACAGCCCACCUGGCCCCACCCCUCGCAGCUGGCCUGGCUCAGCCGGAAACAGGCUGCUGUGUGUGUUUUCAGACUCCCACUGCUAGCAGAGCCACCGGGAUCUGCUGAAGGCUGGGGAGGAGCUUCCCCCAGAGAUGCUGGGCCUGUGCUGGGGCGGGGGAGAUAUGUCACCCGGGGCCCGGGCAUUGGGCAGAGUGAACCUCCUCUUGGCUCUCCAGGCAGUAAAGUAUCCUGUAGGCUGAGCCCCCUGGGCCCCCUCUGUCCACCUGUCUUUGGGACAGAGCGGUGCCCUGCUGCCCAUGGUCUCCUACCAUUGCCCAGACCCCUCCCCGCCUCUCUGUUCUCUGUGGGAGCCCACAGCAUCCCCGAGAUGCUUCUCGAGUACCCAGAACAGCAGCCUUGGCAGCGGCUGGACUGUUGGGGAGUGCUCCCUUUCCUGGUUCCCUGGAAGCUUGGACAAGCCAUUCCAGGGUAUGUCUCAUGGGCCUGGCCCGGGCCCCCAGGUUCUCCCCCCAACCCCCAAGGCCCUGGUGCUAAGGAAGUGGGGAGGGCAGGCUCUCCUCUCCCAUGGGGCUGUUUGUCCACCUCUCUGAUGUGGUCCUGCCAUGUUAGCAGGGGCCCAAGCCCAGUUCGUAGGGCUAAGCUUGACCCACCGGUAUUGCUGCCAGCCUGCCCCCGGCCCUGCCUUUGGGAGCUGCUUGCCCUUGAGAGCUGGGCAGAGGCCAGAGCUGCCUCCACCACCGUGAGCUGUCCACAGGCCACCUGGGAGCAAGGCCUGUGCAGAGGGCGCAAGGAGGCGGCCCUGCCUGGGUUGUGUGCCGCCUCCCCUGGCCUCCCUCCAUGCCAGCGUUCCUGUGUCCCCCCACGUAUGUCCGCCUGAGCCCGUUGACGGUUCUGCUUACCGGACUGGCCCCCAGCUGCGAAGCCUGUGUGACACGGCCUGGCCGAGGCUGGGCGGCACUGGGCAGAAACGGGCUGGUGUGGAAAAGACUCCCUCUGGGGCCCAGCUCUGCUCUUCCUUCUCCCGGGACCCUGGCUGUGCCUGCUCACAGCCCUGAGCUCGGCCCGCGCCCUGCUUUGUGGGAACCAGCCUUAGGGCCUGUCCAGGUCCUUGCUUCCCAGCGGGAAUUCUCCUCUCUCGGCCUCGUUAGUGUUCCACAGCAGGAGGGGCAGUUACUGCCCUGGGGACAUGUCACAGGGCUCCUGGUCAGCAGUGGCCCCCCCGCGGCCUUCCAGAGAGCCUGACCAGGCUGAGCCCCAGGGCACUGCAGCGUGGCCGGCCUGGUGGGACACGUGCCUUCAGGGGUCCUCUGGGACCACCUUUCUCAAGCAAGUGCUGGGUUCAAAGGGCUCUAGACCUCUCCAGGCGGGCAGGAAUGUGUGUGUGUGUAUGUGUGUGUGUGUGUGUCUUCUGCGUGUGCUGUAAGACCUGUCUACCUCCCAAGAGGAGCAAGGGCCCUGCCCGCCCCUCUUGGCUCAUUCUUACCCAGGAAGUGGGACACGGGGGUCACUUCUGCCCCGCCCGCCUGCCCCUGCUGCAGGGGCCUCGCUGGCGGGGGUGUCCUUCUGCAGGAGGAGGGGGGCUGGCUGUGUCCGCGAAGGUUGCACCUCUACCCUGUCAGGAAGUUGGGUGGGUGUUGGGUGGGCUCUAGAGGCAGGCGCAGAGGUGGGAGGGUCCUCCAACCCCUCAGUCACCGGCCGGGAUGGACCGUCAUGUGCCCGAGGUUCCCAGCAAGUGGGGCCAAGCAGACCUGGAGCAGUGACGUGGAGCAGUGACCCGUCCCUCAGCACGGGGUGCCGCCUUGCAAGGAACAUCUGUCCAGGUGGCAGAGGGGGCUGGGCCGCCAGGGCCCACUCCCGCCUCCAUGGCUCUGCACUCUUGUUGCCUGGGGGUCCUCAUUUUCUCUCAGUGUUUAGCUUGCAUUUUGAGCAAUAAAGCCUGGCGGUAGCUUGUACGCU